AUGCCCCAGGGGACAGAUGUCUUGGGAUCUUUAACAUUUGGGAUGCUGCAAAUGCCGAAGUUAAAUGAAAUACCUCCCGGGAGGGAAGGCCGGGGGGAGACUUGGGGAGAGAGGAGAUGGCCUGGACAAACAGGUCCUGAAACUGCGAGGCAGGAACGGGGGGCGCGGGGACAGGCGGGCGGCGCCAGAGCUCCAUGGGACAGCUGGGGAACCUGCAGGCCACCGCCACAUCCUGGCUCAGGUUGGGAACGGCGUCACCCCUCCCUACUCUGUGCCCCCUCCUCCCAGAAAUCCACCAUGGAGAGUAAGGAUGAGGUCAGCGACACCGACAGCGGCAUCAUCCUGCAGUCUGGCCCCGACAGCCCAGUCUCCCCUGUGAAGGAGCUGACCCACGCCGUGCGCAAACAGCAGAGGGCCCUGGAAGAGCGGCUGGAGGCGUGCCUGGAGGAGCUGAAGAGACUCUGCCUCAGGGAGGCGGAGCUGACGGGUGUCUUGCCAGCAGAGUAUCCCCUCAAACCAGGGGAAAAGGCCCCCAAGGUCCGCCGCAGGAUUGGAGCCGCUUACAAACUGGACGAGCGGGCCUUGCGCAGAGAGGACCCCCUGAGCAGCCUGGAGCGGGAGCUGGCCCUGCAGCUGCAGAUCGCGGAGGCAGCCCGGCGCCUGUGCCGGGAGGAGAACCUCGGCAGGCAGGCCCGGCGGCAGCGCAAGCAGGCCAUGCUGCAGGAGGAGAAGAAGCUGAGGGAGCUGGAGCGCUGCCUGGGCGAGCAGCGGCGCACCAGCGGGCCCCCUUCCACCGCUGCCCUGCCCCUGGGCCGAGAGCUCAGUGCCUCAGAUGACAGCUCUCUAUCAGAUGGGCUGCUCCUGGAGGAAGAGGAAUCCCAGGUGCCAAAACCUCCCCCGGAGUCCCCAGCUCCACCUUCCCGGCCUCUGCCACCCCAGAGCCUCGAAGGCUUGCAGCCAGCAGGACCUGAGACUGGGGGCCUGGAGCGGGCCCCAAUCCAGAACAGCCCCUGGAAGGAGACCAGCCUGGACCACCCCUAUGAGAAGCCCAGGAAGUCUCUCGAACCCAAUAGCGAGUCCAGCAGCCCAGCCACCACGCCACAGGAUGGGCCCGGUACCUCCAGCCUCUGGCUGCUGGAGCCUGCCUACCAUGUGGUGCCCAUCCGCAGCAUUCCUGGCCAGCGGCAGGGCCGCACCAGCGCUCCAGCCACCCCUGAGAUGCAGGGGAGGAGGGGCCAGUCACAGUCUCUGAGGACGGAUUCCUUCCGGGCCGGUCCCGAGGGCCGAGGUCGCAGCGCCUUCCCCCGCCGCCGUCCCCCUCACUACACGGUGACCGUGCCCGACUCCUGCUUCCCCCCGACCAAGCCCCCGAGGCCGCACCCCGCCUACCACUCCUGCUCGGAGGACAGCGGCUCCGACGUCUCCAGCAUCUCGCACCCCACGUCGCCGGGCAGCAGCAGCCCCGACAUCUCCUUCCUGCGGCCGCUGUCCCCGCCCGAGCCGCCUCGCCACCGCGGGGCCUGGGGCCCGGCCGGCGUGCUCUACCCCAAGCUGCUGCUGCCGCCUGGGCAUUUGCCGGCCGGGCGCUACGUGCUGGUGGCCGAGAGCCCCCUGCCGCCGGCGGCCGAGUGGGAGCUGGGCCGCGCCGCCCUGGGCCCCGCCUACGACGAGGACGGGGCGCAGCUGCGCUGGCAGCGCCUGGUGGCCUCCCGCAGCCGCGUGGUGCGGACGCCCUCCCUGAAGGACAGCCCCGCGGGCCGCGCGCUCAGCAAGGCGACCGUCUCCGAGGAGCUCAAGUCGUGGCACGAGCGGGCGCGCCUCCGGAGCGGCCGCCCGCACUCGCUGGACCGCCAGGGGGCCUUCCGCGUCCGGAGCCUGCCCCCCAGCAGAGAGGGCUUUGGCCGAGCCUCAGGUCCCCGGACACAGGUGGCCACAGUGUAUGUGUCCCGGAGAUCACCCGAAGGGGCUCCUGUGCAAGUAUUUGUGCCUGAGAAUGGCGAGAUCGUCAGCCAGGUGUAACCAAGGCCAGAUGUCACUGCGUGCCCCACGUGCCUCGGCCCGGCUCCCAUUAAAGACUGUUCCACAGCAGGGCUGGAGUCAAGCCCUCCCACCCUUGAAUGCC
Molecule: messenger RNA, 2122 nt
Organism: Callorhinus ursinus (northern fur seal)
Lineage: Eukaryota; Metazoa; Chordata; Mammalia; Carnivora; Otariidae
Gene: INAVA
Product: innate immunity activator
Biological process (GO): adherens junction maintenance; positive regulation of protein ubiquitination
Source: RefSeq, a predicted model, not a curated record